This is a messenger RNA of Aspergillus pseudoviridinutans, 885 nucleotides long. Its product is annotated as ankyrin repeat domain-containing protein. Gene Ontology annotation, cellular component: cytoplasm. The transcript is spliced from 3 exons. The record is from RefSeq and is a predicted model, not a curated record. Gene Ontology annotation, molecular function: protein binding. Bases 1 to 885 code for a protein of 294 amino acids. Lineage: Eukaryota; Fungi; Ascomycota; Eurotiomycetes; Eurotiales; Aspergillaceae.
AUGCCUCAACCCCCUAGCGUUCCAAUAGAGGUCGUUCUUGGAAUCCUAGAACACCUUCAACCAUCGGAUCAACUCCUGGUCUUGCAGGCGUUCGCUAGCUUGGCAGCCUUGAUGGCAUGCCGUCACCUUUCUAUGGAUGAACACAGUAACACAAUCCUUCAUAUCCUGGCUAGAACAGACGACUCUGUGGCGGACAUUACCAAGCACUUGCUACCCCAUGUAAAAGACCAGAUCGACCGUUUUAACCAGCAGUGUGAAACAGCCUUGAUGUGCGCUGCGGCUGGCGGCGCUGACAGUCAAGUUGUUGGUCGAGAACAAUGCCGAUUUAAGAAUGGGCAUGAAGGCGCGGUUCGUAUACUUCUGGAUCAACCAGGUGUGAAUGUCAACCCACAUUAUAAGUGGCGAAGCACCCCUCUCCUCUGCGCCAUCCAGAAGGGCUACCACACCAUCGCCAAGCUUCUCCUGGCACAUAAGGAUAUCCGUCCCGAUCUGUGGGAUGAGUGCAGUCGGAACGCGCUAUUCUGGGCAUGCUGGAAUGGUUUGGAGGAGUUAUUCGAGAUUCUUAUCUCCCAUGAGACCACACUUGGUGCUGAGGCAGACCCGAUGAACAAUGAGGGCCGCACACCACUAUCGUACGCGGCCUGGAAUUGUGAAGCUGAGAUUGUUGAGCUGUUGUUGGCUCGGGAAGAUGUCAAAUCCGACUCGGUUGCUGAGUGGGGGCGAACAUCGCUCUCUUAUGCAACAGAGGGUGACUCUCUGGAGAUUCUGCGGCUGCUCCUGGCUCAUGGUUCAAGGCCAGAUUCGGUGGAUCUCUGUGAGCGGACACCAAUCUCGUAUGCAGAGGAAACCGGUGAUGAGGAGACUCUGGCAUUACUUACUUCUUGA